CGCCAUUGCAGGAUCGCAUCAUCCUCGCCGGCCUCGUGCGCAUUCUCCGGCCUCGCUCCUCGUGCGUCUUUGGCCGAACGGCGCCUCAGUUUGCUCCUACUAUAACCACUACCUCCCGGCGCAUACAUAGGUACAGUACGUGCAACCGCCCCACGGAUACCUCCCCAUUUACGACGCCGCCUAGAGGUAUCGGGCCAAACAGACCCCUCCAGAGAGUCAGUCAGAGUCAGCCAGGCCCUGCCGCCACCGCCCGCCAUUCACCACCCCCCAUCCAUCCAUCCAUCCCCUCCCAUCAUCAGCUCCAUCGCCUUCAGCCACGCGGAACCACAAAACCCGUCGCUGCCAGCUUACACCUCAGCGCUUCGUCCCGGCCUGCGGCUCAGCCCACAGGCCAGCGGCGCGCCCAAGCAGCCCACCCCCAUUCGCCCAGGGCUGCUAAUUUCUGACCCGACCCGGGCCCUGACCCCAGUCCUGUCGUGUGGCUCACCCGUCAACGCCUCCAUCCGUUCUCUCUUUCUCCUCUUCGCACGCACGCACACACGCACGCACGUACGCUCGCCGCCCCCGCCGCCGCCAGACGCGCGCCCCCAGCCCAAGUCCCUCCCCCGUCUUUUGCGGCUGUUGCUCAGCUCCGUCCCGUCAGGUCAGGGCUUUCUCGAGUCCCUCCGCCUCCUCUCCCCCUUCCCAUUCCCAUCUGCCCCGUUUUGUCCUUUCCCUCCCUCGCUUUUCCAUAUGAGCUCUAUGAACUCCCGCCUCAAAGGCUUCGGGUUCGGGAAACGCAAAUCAGCCGCAAGCAUCCAGACCACCGACGGGGUCCCUCCCGCCAGCACCCCGCCGCCCGGUCAAAUACCUCAACACCAGCAGAUUCCGCACCCCGGCCCGACGCCUCCCCUCGGCGCCUCGUCGUCGACGACCAGUCUCCCCAUGAACCACCCAGGCCCAGGCAACCGGCCGCCCAGCUACACGGCCAACUAUCCUCAGGGCCCUCCCGGCGCCCCCGUCGACCGCACCAGCCCUCAUCCCGGACCCCUCAACCGCACUCCGCCGAGCCAGAUGGCCGGAGGGCCGCCUCCCAUCAACACAGGCGCUCCCGUCGGCUACCCGCCGAACAUGAACCCUAUGGGCCAGGGGCCGCCGCCGAUGGGAGCUCCCGCGCCCGGUGGUGGUCCCCCCGGCUUUGGUGGCCAGCAGGGAUAUCCUCCCGGCGCACCGCCCCCCGCUGGAGGUCCCAUCGCCCAGCAGUACCAGAGAACCAACCCCGCCGCCGAGGUUGAGGGCGCGAGCAAAAGCAAGGCUCAACUGAUUGUCGGCAUUGAUUUCGGCACCACUUUCUCUGGCGUCGCAUUUGCCUUUGCGACCAACAAUGAGGCCAAGGAGGACAUCAUCACGGAGUGGCCUGGUGCUGGCUCGUACACCAAGCAAAAGAUCCCAACCGUUCUGUACUACGACCAGUAUCAGAAGGUCGUGGGCUGGGGCCCCGAUAUCGCCGACGCCCUGGCCCCGACGGGCUACCCCAAGCCCGGCGUGCAAAAGGUCGAGUGGUUCAAGCUGCAGCUCAUGCUCAGCGGCAACACGUACAUUGACCCCAUCAACCUGCCCCCCCUGCCCCCGGGCAAGUCCGAAAUCGAUGUCGCGGCCGACUACCUUUUCAAGCUGCGUCAGGCUAUGCGGUCGGCGUUGCAGAAGACACUGGGCGAGGUUUUCAACCGCGAGGAGCGCAACAUUCGGUACUACCUAACGGUGCCCGCCAUCUGGAACGACGCCGGCAAGGCGGCGACGCGUGCUGCCGCUAUCCAGGCCGGAUUCCUCCGCGACGAGAACGACAACCGCCUAACGCUCAUUUCCGAGCCCGAAGCUGCCGCUCUUUUCUGCUCAAAGACUGGUCUGCUGAACCUCAAGGUCCACGACGCGGUGCUCAUUGUCGACUGCGGUGGCGGCACUGUGGAUUUGAUCGCCUAUGAAGUCGAGGAGGAGAACCCCUUCACUGUUGCCGAGUGCACGGCGGGAUCUGGAGACUCGUGCGGCUCCACCGCCCUGAAUCGCAACUUCAGCAACAUCCUGCGCACCAAGAUCCGCAAGAUGAAGCUGCCGGACGGGUCCAAGACCGCUGGCCGAGUCUACGCUAAGUGCAUCAUGGACUUUGAAAACCGCAUCAAGGCCGACUUCCGCAACAACGGUCAAAAAUGGGCCGUCGAUGUGGGCAUCGAGGCCGAGUUCCCCGAAGCCGGUAUCGAGGAGGGAUACAUGACUUUUACCAACGAAGAGAUUCUGCAGUGCUUCGAGCCGGUGGUCAACCGCAUCCUCGAGCUGGUGCGCAACCAGAUCAUCGCCAUCCAGGCGCAAAACCGCACACUACAGAACAUUCUUGUCGUCGGUGGCUUCGGUGCGUCGGAGUACUUGUUCCAGCAGAUCAAGCUCCACGUGCCCCCGCAGUUCCAAUCCAAGGUCGUCCGCCCCAUGGACUCUGUGGCCGCCAUCGUCAAGGGCGCUGUCACUGCCGGCAUCACGGAGCGUAUCAUCACCCAUCGCGUGGCCCGUCGGCAUUACCUCAUGGCGACGCUGCAGCCCUUCAAGGAAGGGUACCAUCCGGAGGCGUAUCGCGUGCCCUCACUGGACGGCAAGGAUCGGUGCAAGUUCACGCGACAGAUUUUCGUGCAGAAGGGGCAAAAGGUCAAGAACGGCGAGCCGGUCAAAGUGUCCUUUUUCCGGCAGGUCGCCCCUGGCGCCACGCUCAUGUACGAGGAUGUGUUGUAUGCGUGCGAUGACGAUGUCUGCCCGGAGUACACCAAGGACCCUCGCAUCAAGGAAGUCGUCACCCUUACCUCGGACCUCUCGCGCAAAAACCUGGAAAAGGACUUUGAGCGGAUGGACACCCCGCAAGGCACGUUCUACCGUGUCUACUUCGACAUUUACCUGACGCUCGACGGCUCCGAGUUCAGCGCCGAGCUGGUGUGCCAAGGCGAGGUUAUGGGACGUUGCCGAGCGCGCUUCAGGUAACGAGUGGCGCGGGGCAAGAGCGUGCGUAAUGAAAUUCGUGGCUUUCGAUAGAGGCGGCAUGUCAUCUCUGGGCCAAAAAAAUGAUACCUGCGGAGCUUGGAUGCAUGGGAAGAGAAAGUGAAAGCUGGCCGGCUGCAUUGGGCGACAUGAUUGUGAUGAGACGAGGCAACGAGCUUGGAUGGGUGAUAUGGUAGCAGGAUGUGGCCUCGACUCGGAUUUAUGGUUUGCCUUGUGUCUUGCCGUGGACAAUAGAGAGCGGCCGAAUGGAAAGCUUAGAGGCACCUGCAGAUAUACAGUGUCAAUGCUGUACUUGGGAUGUACCCAACUUCGGAC
Messenger RNA from Purpureocillium takamizusanense, 3330 nucleotides. RefSeq lists its product as uncharacterized. Gene Ontology annotation, molecular function: ATP-dependent protein folding chaperone; ATP binding. The transcript has 4 exons. The record is from RefSeq and is a predicted model, not a curated record. Lineage: Eukaryota; Fungi; Ascomycota; Sordariomycetes; Hypocreales; Ophiocordycipitaceae. Bases 733 to 2997 code for a protein of 754 amino acids.